Messenger RNA from Salmo salar (Atlantic salmon), 8278 nucleotides. RefSeq names its product arf-GAP with GTPase, ANK repeat and PH domain-containing protein 3. Lineage: Eukaryota; Metazoa; Chordata; Actinopteri; Salmoniformes; Salmonidae. Gene Ontology annotation, molecular function: GTPase activator activity; GTP binding; protein binding. Gene Ontology annotation, biological process: activation of GTPase activity. Gene Ontology annotation, cellular component: nucleus. The record is from RefSeq and is a predicted model, not a curated record.
GUGUGUGCGUGCAUAUGUGUGCACAUGCGUGUGUGUUUCAAUUGGGCUAGAUUGUGCAUGCCUGUGUGUGUGGGGGAGUGCAGGGCCGUGCCAUGCUACUACUGAGCAGUCAGGCAACGGAGCGGACUAUCCCCGGGGCCACAAGUAAAGCUGUAACAGCCCACCAGUCAGGAGGAGGUAAGACCACGGUGGACCACAUUUCUGUCAUCCUGAAUGGAACUCUGGGCCGUGAGGAGGUGGGUUCGAGGGUGGUGGCAGGCCAGGCCGCCCGAUAUGCCGCACUGGAGCAAAGUCAUCCUGCAGCCGGGAGCACUAGGGCACGACAGCAGGCGCUGCAGGGGGAGGAGGGACGCUUCAGCCUGGGCAGGACACGGCAGGAUCUUGGCAGGUGGCCCUCCAUGAGCCACACAGGCAGAGUGGAGAGGAGGAGGGAGGAUGCAGUGCAGGAGGAGGAGGAGGAGGAGGGAGAGAAGGAGGAUGGUUGGGAAAUGACAACAGACCGGUUUCUCCAACUGCAACAGCCCUCCAAUAACUCAGCAGCUCCAGCAGCAGCCCAACCUUCUCAGUCAGACUGGGAGACUACAGCGGUAGGAGUAGAGGUAGAUACAGGCACAGCAGCUCCAGAGCAACAGAAGACCCAGGUAGAGACCCAGGGACAGGACAUUUCUCCCCAGUACGAAGGGUCUCCCCCUGGGCAUAAUGGUGGUGUUCUGGCUGGUGGUGGCCGUCUACCCCGGGCUGUGCUCCGCAGGAAGCCAUCCCAGGACAGUGCUGCGCCAGACAGCAGGAGGGUGGUGAGUAUGUAUGGAGCCCCAGCCGGGCAGCAACGAGGCUCGGUAAGUGACCAGGACAGAACAGACAAACCCAGGAGGCCCAGGAGUGUGUGCAUGCUGGGAGGCCCCAACCUCAACCCUGCCCUGUUGCAGCCCGGGUCCCACAGGUCCCACUCCCAGCAGAGCUUCAGAAGGGUGGCUACAGGAUCUCUGGACGGUCCCCCCCAGCAGUGUUGGACCAGGAAGGCAGAGCUGCGGGCGGUAGACGGCCUCAAGCCAGGGGUGCUCCCUCAGCGGACAGUGGCUGAGGAGAAGGUGGUCUCUAGGGUCCGGCAGCAGACCUGGAAACAGAGACCAGUCAGUAUGACAAUGUUGGAGUUGAGGAAGAAGGCCUCUGGGUCUCAGGACGAGCUGGACAGCCAUAGGGGAAGCCAGUGGGGAGGUCUGUUCGGCCGCUGGAGGCUCUUUGGCCGACCAUCCCAGGACAAGGAGAAGGAUAAGGAUAAGGAGGGAGCCCGAGCCCCAGGCUCCAAGCCCGCCAACAGGCUGGACGUCCCCAAGAAGACCCUGAGCUCCUUACGCCGGAGUCUCAGUUUGCGGAUCAGGAGGAACCGGCCGCGGGGGAGAGUGGAAAUAUCCGAAGUGACACCAGAGGAACGCUCACGCACUAAAAGUAUCGGGCAAGAGCCAUCUCUCCCCUCGCGGCCCUUCUCCUACCUCACCGGGAGGUCCCUGCCACCCCCUUACGAGAGAGACAAUGAUGGAGGGAUGCAGAACAUUCAGUACCACAGCCAGGGCAAGGUCAAGGUGAUGGAGGUGCCCCUCUACCCAGCCAGACUGUCGUCCUCCACUAAACCAGCCCAUGAGGAGCCCAGCGUGUGGCAGCUCAUAGCCAGCCGCUUUAGGAGGAAGGAGCAGCAACAACCGCCCAACGGUAAAUGUAAACUCCAGCCCCAACCCCCGAGCAAAGAGACUCAGACUGGCAAAUAUCCCCUGGCUGGGAAUAAGAAGCCUCAGUUAGUUUCCAUAGAGACUCUGGCAGGCAUCGACUGCAGCAAAGGUCAAGACUCUUUCGUCAACAGCCAAGAAUGGACAUUGAGUCGAUCAGUGCCAGAGCUCAAAGUGGGUAUUGUGGGUAAUCUGUCGAGCGGGAAAUCGGCCCUUGUCCACCGGUACCUGACAGGCACGUACGUGCAGGAGGAAUCCCCUGAAGGUGGUCGAUUCAAGAAGGAGAUGGUGGUUGAUGGACAGAGCUACCUGCUGCUGAUCAGAGACGAGGGAGGCCCCCCGGAGCUGCAGUUUGCUGCGUGGGUAGACGCUGUGGUGUUUGUCUUCAGUCUGGAGGAUGAGAUCAGUUUCCAGACGGUCUACAACUACUUCCUGCGUCUGUCCAGCUACAGGAACACAGCAGAGGUCCCCAUGGUCCUGGUCGGGACGCAAGAUGCCAUCAGUGCUGCCAACCCCAGAGUGAUCGAUGACUCACGGGCCAGGAAGCUGUCCAACGACCUGAAGCGUUCCACGUACUACGAGACCUGCUCCACCUACGGCCUCAAUGUGGAGAGAGUCUUCCAAGAUGUCGCCCAGAAGGUGGUGGCUCUGAGGAAAAAGCAGCAGCUGUCUAUUGGUCCGUGCAAAUCCCUUCCCAACUCGCCUAGCCACUCAUCAGUCCCCAACGCAUCCCUUCCCUCUGUGCAUAUUAACCAGGCGGCGAACGGCGGGGGUGCGUUCAGCGACUACUCCUCCUCGGUGCCCUCCACUCCCAGCAUCAGCCAGAGGGAGAUGCGCAUCGAGACCAUCGCCGCCUCCAACACGCCCACACCCAUCCGGAAGCAGUCCAAGCGCCGCUCCAACAUCUUCACAUCACGGAAAGCCAACAGUGAACAGGCAAAGACCACUGACAGUAAAACAGAUAGCAUAGGCAGUGGAAGGGCCAUACCCAUCAAACAGGGCAUCCUUCUGAAGAGAAGUGGGAAGUCCCUGAAUAAGGAGUGGAAGAAGAAAUACGUCACACUUUGUGACAACGGCCUCCUCACCUACCACCCAAGUUUACAUGACUACAUGCAGAACGUGCACGGGAAAGAGAUUGACUUGUUGAGGACCACGGUCAAGGUGCCAGGGAAACGACCACCCAGGGCGGUCACCACUAUCGCCCCCACCGCCAGCCCCAAGACAAACGGGCUGACCAAGGACCGCAGCACCCUGCAGCUGGGCGUAGGCACCACAGGUGCGCCCCAUUCUAACAGCAAUACAUCCCUCCAGUCAGAGCGUUCGGUCAGCGGAGGAGGUCUGGUGGGCUUCGGGGGCAGUAAGGACAGCAUGCACCAACGCUCCUUCUCUGUUUCCAGUGCCGACCAAUGGAACGAGGCCGUCAUCAACACCAGUGCAAGCACCGGGGCCGCCAACGGGAUGAGCGAGCCCCUAACCUGCAGCUCUGGAGUGGGCAGUGCCACCAGUCCCAAGCUGGAGCCUCCCCCCUCACCUCACGCCAACCGCAAGAAACACAGACGGAAAAAGAGCACGGGCAUCACCAAGCCAGACGGGCCAUCUACAGGCAAUGAAGAGUCGGAGGAGUCAUUUGAGUUCAUCAUCGUGUCUCUGACGGGCCAGAUGUGGCAUUUCGAGGCGUCUACGUUUGAGGAGAGGGAGCUGUGGGUCACAGCCAUCGAGAGCCAAAUCUUUGCCAGCCUGCAGUCCUGCGAGAGCAUGAAGAAUAAGUCCCGGUUAGGCAGCCAAAGUGAUGCAGCGUCCAUUCAGUCCAUAAGGAACGUGAGAGGGAACAGCAUCUGUGUGGACUGUGAUGCAGCCAACCCGGACUGGGCCAGUCUUAACCUGGGGGCUCUGAUCUGUAUCGAGUGUUCAGGGAUCCACAGGAACCUGGGGACCCACCUGUCAAGGGUCCGCUCUCUGGACCUGGAUGACUGGCCCGUGGGGCUCAGCAUGGUGAUGAUGGCUAUAGGCAACGCUAUGGCCAACAGUGUCUGGGAGGGGGCCCUAGAGGGGUACACCAAGGUGGGCGCUGACAGCACCAGGGAGGAGAGGGAGCGGUGGAUCCGGGCUAAGUAUGAGCAGAAGCUGUUCCUGGUGGGUCUCCCCCAGUCGGAUGUGCCCCUGGGGCAGCAGCUGCUCCGGGCCGUGGUGGAGGACGACCUGAGGCUGGUGGUGCUGCUGCUGGCCCACGGCACCAAGGAGGAGGUCAACGAGACGUACGGAGACGGGGACGGACGCACCGCCCUGCAUCUGUCCUGUGCCAUGGCCAACGUGGUCAUCACCCAGCUUCUCAUCUGGUACGGAGUAGACGUGAAAAGUCGGGACGCGCGCGGCCAGACGCCGCUGUCCUGCGCCCGGCGGGCAGGAAGCCAGGAGUGUUCUGACAUCCUGCUCCAGCAUGGCUGCCCCAAUGACCCGGUCAGCAGCAGCCUCACCACCCCCAACAUGAGCCGCAGAAACCCCAAUGUUAACCCCAACCCUAACGUCAACAACAACAAUGCCCUCAGUGAGCUCAACCGCAGUGUCAGUAUAAUGUAGGACCAGGAGUGGAUCAUCCCAGAGCAGACCGGAGUAGACUUGACUCACCGAUCACCAAGGCCCGUGAACAUAAACACACUGUGUCCCCAUAGACGACCCAGUGUCCGUACUACUCUCCCAGUCCCCAUUCUCCUCCUAUUCCGCUUCAUACUGUGUAACCUAAACUGAGUGACUGGCAGUGGAGGCUUUUUUGGGCGCAAUGGACAGGAUAGAGAUAUUCCAAGAUGCUGAGAGAGGCAGGCUUACCUGGUGGACAUUGUAUAUUGUAUUUGUUUGGUUGUUGUUUUCCUCAUAUCAUUGGCACAGCGGUACUGUCUGUCAGUAACGCUCAUGAUCAGUUUAAAUCUUUUUAUUGUUAUUAAGCAUCAACCAAAUGAAUGGCUCACCCCUCCCCUCUCUACUAAAACAGUUUAUUUCUAUGCUUGAACAUUUCCUUUCAUGUCGUCCUCUGUUGGAGCCAAACUGUGUUUAUAUUGUGCUGUUUUAUGAAAUGACAAAUUCCCUCUGAUAAUGCUUCCAUGCCUAUAUAGAGAAAGAUAAACACCUUGGUAACAUUUUGCUUUUAGAUACUCCAAAGGAACUUCCACGUUGGACGCACAGCGUUUGCUGAGUGAAGCCAUCAAGCUCUCUUGACAUGCCAUUCGUGUAAAAAAGCAACGCAUGCCUAUGUAGGUGGAAGGUAAAAAAUGAUUGAAAUACUUUACGUACGGGCAAAAGGUUUAAAUCAUAAUUUGACAUUUCAGAGAUGAUUGCACAAUGGGAGAAUUUUGGGAGAUAGUUAAGUGAGUCAUUUGUUCUUCCACCCUGAUCAUGUCCCGCUUGCAAAUCAUCCGUGAUUAUAUGGGAAUUGAGGGUCUGUUUUAUGAGCAUCAUGUCGAUUGGUUUUUUGUAAAAAAAAAAAAAAUGCCUCUUCAAUCAGAAAUCAUUCAGAGGAAUGAUUGAAGGAAGGAAAUUGUAUCAUUAAGAGAUCUUUGUUGGAGUAAUUUUUGGAUGGAUUUGAAGAGUGUUGAUAACUAUUUGACACAGAUCACAUAACCUGGCCCCUGCAGGCAUAAUGGAAUGUCUGUUCACCUCUUGUCGCCGAAGGCCCUGCAUAUUGGUACUCAUGAUUAUAUGUCUUUUGUUGCUGUGAACUAUGUGGUGCGUGUGUGGGUGUGUGUGUGUGUACAUGCGUGUGCUUGUGUGUGAGUGAAAGAGAGAGAGGAAGUGACUGGGUAAAUCUGUGUAAGGACACCAUUGGGAGAAAAGGCUAGCAUUUAUAGUUGUUUGACUAAAAGGUUUUUGGAGCAAAAAAGGUGUUUUCAAGUACAGACCACUGUAACAAGCAGGGGGUUGGAACCGGUUCGGGGAACUGAACCGAAAACAGGAAAAUAACAACAUUUUUGUGAAACAGAAGCGAGGAAAUUAUCUAUAUUGUUCUAGAACAGACCUGUUAUUUUAAAAGCAUGGAAACCGGUUAAUAACCUUAUUUUAUGUUUCGGGGGAUUUUUUUCCAGGCACACACAGAAAUGCAACCAAAAGCCUAUGCAAAGCCCUCACUCUGUCACUCAGAAACGUAUUCCGGUGUCUGCCUGCAAGCUGGGAAUCUUUGCCGGUGCGUGUUUAGGCUACCUGCCCCUCCCCCCUCCGAAGCAUAGGCUACUGGACUGACAUUACAAGGGUGAUUCAGAAGAUGGGGACAGAUUUUUUUAUUGGCUAGAGAAGAAUUGAUUCACUUUUUUCAAUGCUAGUUAAGGAUACUAUAGUUAUCACGUUUUACAUUGGAUUUAUUAACUACGAAAAGGAAGACGUUUUUUUAAUUCUGGUGCAGCUCUGCACAAACAAGCUUGUUAACUAGCUCUGGUCCAGCAUUAAGCCAGCCCUCGGAACUCUCAGAGUGGACCGGACUCACCGAUCACCAAGGCCCAGCGCUUCCGUAGAAACCGCUCCUCUGUAGGUAGGGUAUAAUUUGGUGGGUUUAAUUCGGAUAAUGCAUGUCAUAACAAGCCAAGCCUCCUCCUCCACCCUUUCGCUCUCCCCACCCGGGGGAAUCGCAUCUCGCCCCUUACACUUGUCUGUCCAUCACGCAUUUAAACAACUAGUUUGCCCGCUCCAUAGCAAGCUGCUCUAUCUGCACUGAUUGGUAACUUAAUGAACUAAAGGUAAAAAAAUAAAUACUUUUGCCACAGGGCAAAAAGGAAUGAUAGAAAACAGUACUUUUUUGGGGUUCUAACUGGUUCAGUACUUUAUUUUGCUGGUCAGAACAGUGGAACUGAAUACAAUAAAUAGUGGUUCUGUUCAGAACAAAACGAUUGGAACGUCAUUUUGGUUGGUUCCAACCCCUGGUAAACAGUAGCUCGUCCUCCAAUAAGAAUUAUCCUGAAGUGGUGUGGAUUAACGUUGACUACUGGAGUCGUUUUGAAGCUUUCCCUCUCAAUUCCUCUACAACUAAUGUGACUUUAACGAACCAUCCAACCCCUCACCCUUACUCAAGGGACCAAAACAGGUACAUUCAAGUGUCAAACCAUGGAGAUAGAGACUAAAAGGGUCAAGAAGGGAUGGAGAGAAAAGCCAAGAUAACUUGACAGUUUUUAUGGUAAUUCUUCAUGAUAAUAUCAUAUGUGUAUAUAUAAGUACUUAGACAAGACAAAACAAGAUGGAGGAGGGACUUUCAUAACAGGAGCAUUCAAGUGGUAUUGGCAUAAAGUAUAUAGAGACAUUUCAUUUUCUUCGCUCUUCUGCCGUUUUAAGGUUUGAAAUUAAAACCUAGUUUUCUGGUCUUUAAAUUUACUAUGGCAGUGUUUAUGUUUACAGGGCAAAGGCUCUUCAUAUUAACCCUGUUACAUUAUCUACAUGGUUUUGUUAUUUCCCAGCAGGCUAAACUGGUUGGAAUUACGUCAGUACAACCUGGUUACAACCAUAUUAUAACCUGGUUGUAAACUGGUUGUAAUAAGGACAUUUAAACCAGCUUUGCCCCCCCUCCCCCCCCGCUGUGUUCCCUCAGUAUUUGUAGUUUAAUGAAACCCACAAGAUAUAAAGAUGUGGUCAAUCAGGAACAGUGUGAAAUACAGUAUACACUUUCAUCCCUGUUGUCCUGAAUUGGCUCUCAGAUUCAACCAAAUUACAUUUAGACUGAUGGUCAACAGAGCUUGUAGACAGCCUUACGUUAUAACUACAUUGACGAGUUGGCCUUUUCCUUUGGUGUACAGUAGGUGUACAGUAUGUGUACAAACCACCAUGGCACCAACGUAUUUCAAUGAAUUCUCAAGUACAUUUCAAAGUAUGUCUGAUAUACGGUAGUAGAUUAUUUCCUAUAGAGGAGUUUGAGGUAUAUACUUACCUGAUGCCAUAGGACCAUAUUCACCCUUGUAAUAUUUCCCUUCCCCACUACUCUUAACGUUGCCUGACUAUAACCAUUAUUCUAAGCUAAAUGUUUUCCCCCAAAGACAAGCUGUUCUGAUAUGGCACCCUAUUCCCUAAAUAGUGCACUACUUUUGACCAGAGUUCAAUGCGAUACCUGGUCAAAAGUAGUCCACCAUAAAGGGAGUAGGUUACUAUUUCAGACGUACCCAGGAUGUAAAUAUGGGUCCAAGAUUCUCUAUGACCAGACAAGCUCCCAGUCAAACAGUUUUUUACAGUCAGUCUUCCUUGACUUGUAAACCCUAUUUUGAUAACUUUUCAAUUUUUUUCUUCAUUGUUCUUAAGCAUAUUUUUAGGUACUUUGGUUAGGUCUCAAUGUAGCUACAUUAUCUGACCAUUUGAGGUACUUUGUGUAUAAUGAUGUACAUUUGACAUAUUUAUAAUGCAGUAUGUAAAUAUUGUUUGUUUUUGUUUAAUUUUCCUAUUGUAUUUUUUUCUCUCUUUACGUUCGGAACGUGAAACAAAACAUAAAGCUAAAGAGUUAGCUGUUGUGUGCUUGGAUGCUUGGCUGACUGUUGACCUAUUCAUCAAACACUCCAAUAAAACAAUGUAGCCUUUCCUGGAUUUGGGAAAUAACAAAA